UUCAAUCGAAAACUGGAGGAUGACAUUCGUGGGGACACAAGCGGAGACUUUGAGAAGAUCCUGGUUGCCCUGAUGCAGGGUUGUCGCGAGGAGAACGCCCCAGUCGACGUGGCUCGGGCUCAAACUGACGCCGAUGAACUUUACGCGGCCGGAGAAAAACGUUGUGGAACGGAGGAAGCCGUGUUUACUAGGAUACUCACACAGAGAAGUUUCUGCCAGAUAAAGGCAAUCUCCGAGUGCUAUGGAAAGAAAUACGGCAAAAGUCUAGUGAAGGCUAUUCAGAGGGAGACAUCGGGUUACUAUGAGAGAACGAUGGUUUCGAUUGUCCGUUUUGCUGAGGACAAGAAUGAUCUACUUGCUGAAUGGUUCCACGAUUCUAUGGCAGGCCUUGGAACACGUGACGAGAUGCUCAUUCGGUUGGUUCUCGGCCGUUGUGAGAUUGACCUUCAGGACGUGAAAGACGCCUACAUGAGGAAGUACAACAAGCCGCUGGUGAAGGCGAUUGAGGAUGACACUUCAGGAGACUACAGGAAAAUGCUUGUUGCUCUGGUCGGUCCUUGA
This is a messenger RNA of Mesocestoides corti, 561 nucleotides long. Lineage: Eukaryota; Metazoa; Platyhelminthes; Cestoda; Cyclophyllidea; Mesocestoididae. The record is from the annotation of a GenBank genome assembly.